AUCUGCCAGCAGCAUCGCGCGUGUUGGUGCGCCCCACUGACCCACAGUCGUCUCCUCUCAGUCGGAUCAUGUGGAUUAUAGUCGCGUUGUUUCUGGCUGCAGCCGGUCCUGAUGGGAGCUGCGGGUGUCAGCUGCCCCACGAUUGGAGACCUCAGACAGAAGCGUGUCGAGCCGAGCUGGCGGAGAUCAUAGUAUUUGCCAAGGUGUUGGCACUGCACGAGGAGUCUUACAGCAUGUACAGGUAUAAUGACCUGCCACGGGAGCACGAGUCCAACAUGUUCUUUUCCGCUGAGAUUGAGCUGCUUUGUGACCAGGCGUGGGGAAGUAUGCUGGAGGUCCCCGCCGGCUCCAGGUUUAAUGUCACCGGACUUGGAUACUUCCACUGCUUCUCCUAUACUGUCACCAAAAACAACAACUAUUACUUCUUUCUAAGGUGAGAAACAUAUGUCUCCCUUUGAUCUAAUGUCCCAAAACUGAACUAUUAUCAUAGAUAUUAAACCCUGUCCUUUUUAACACCCUGUAAUUAAUAUACUACUCAUCCUUAGAGUUUUCAAGCGGAAAAUUUUGGUUUAUUAUAGACCAUACAGCAUGUUAGAGAUUAUAUUUCAUUCACUAUGUGGCCUGUAUUAAUGUGUUGCAGCUGAAAUUUGCACUUGCAAGCUGUGCAUUUCAAAGAGGGACAGUAAAACUUGAGAAAUUGUGUUGCAUUGUAACAGGAUCCUUGAGAAUAAGGUGGAAUCAGCGUUUUUCUUAACAUAAGAUUUAUAUCACACCCCAGCCAGUGGCUGUUUUAGAUUUGCCGUAUUGUCGAAUGCAAUUUUCAUUUGGAAAGGUAAUAGUGAUAUCAACGUUGUACUCUAAAAACAUUUGGGUUAUUUCUUCAACCCAAUUCCUGGGUUAUACGCGUUGAGUUAAAUUUCUGGGUUAUUUUUCAGACCCAUACCCAUUUCUUGGGUCAUAUGGAUUCUAUUGUAACCCAGUUUGAGUUUUUUUGUAUGGGUUAAUAAUUAUGGGUUAUUUUUCUGAGAGUAACCCAAUAAUUGGGUCGGAACAUUGGGUUCGAUUGACUCUAUUUGGUUUCUAGGCCUAAUGGCAAUUAAAGUGACCUGGUGAUUUUAUAUACAAUUUUAUAUACAAUAUGCUAUAUAUAUAUAUAUAUAUAUAUAUGUAUUGGGGUAGCUUGCGGUGGCUACCCUAACAUAUAUUGGGUGGCUGGGGUAGCUCUGCGGGUAGGGCAUCCAGUGUCCAACCAGGGGGUUGGGGUUCAAACUCAAGUUGGGUUGUUUUAAGAGUGUUUUUUAGAGUGUGUGAACAAUGAUACAGAUAUAUUGCCUGUUGUGCCAGCAUGCCAUUAAUUAGGCCACCGAUCACCCUGUCUGUCUCUGGUACAAACCAUUUAAUCCCCGGAAACAAUGGUAAAAGUAAUCUUUGCAUUGAUUACUGGGAUGUCUUUGGCAAAGCUCAAGCAAUUAAUGUUGUAUCUUUUGGCUGUCUUAACCAACCAAUAAAUGUCAUGAACUAAUUGAAACAGAAAAAAGGUGUCUGUUGGCAAGUUAGAAGUCUUUCUAUGCAUCACUUCCAGAUUACACACUCACCUCUAUCUUGGAUUCAUUUUGCAUGAGCUGAUUUUUUCACCACAAACUUAAGAUAAUGCAGAAGAAAGCAGAAGAAAAUCUUUUAAUACCUUUUUUGUCAUCUUAAAAUUAGGUGGUGUCCUAUACAGUGGUGUGAUGCAUUAUUAAGCACAGAGAAAGGUAAUUUAGUGCACCACUACAUUUUACCCAGAAGAUGGCGCCUGAAGAAGCAAGUGAGCAUUUAGCUGUGACACACAUGGUAGACGGAUAAGUCUACUUUGAAAACCUUUCUCCCUCGUUUGUUCAUAAUCAUGUAUUUAGAUAUUAUGGUGGUAAACUAUUAAGGAGUGCUGGUUUAACUGAACAGACGCCAUGAUUUAAAGCAACAUGUGACCAGUGGGAGUGGUUGCAGUCAGACAGUUUAAAUCUUUUCACUCAUGAAAGACUCCCAAACCAAACUGUAAAACUGUAAUUGUGUGUUUUACAGGUAACUCUACUACCUUUAGGAGUAGAGGCUAUGAAAUUUCUCUGGUUAAAUUAUCCAAAACAUACUCCUGAAGUUUUAUUUCCAAAGUUGCCUGCUUUAAUUUAGUAUACAAAUAUUGUGGCUGAUCCGUCGGUCUUUUCUGCAAAAUGUUCUAUACUCAGUAAAUGAAGCAUCACCUAACCAUCCAAUUAGAAAAUCAAUGUAUGUAUCAAUGUAAUCAAAGGUUUAAUUAUGUUUGGAUUAGACAGUUAAGAACAGGAAUAUGUCGUCAAGGUCCUCUGUCUGACGCCAAGUCACAUGAUAAAAUCUAGACAUUUGGAUUACAUCAUUGUUGGCCCCACUGUUUGUAUGCCUGAGGCUGAGGCCUCUCUGACCCAGUGUUCACUACAUUAGGGGCUCAAUAUUUGAACUGGAAGAAAGGGGGUCCAUUAAUUAAGUGAAAAUAAACCAGUAGUGAUCCAAAGAGUCAAAUGUUUUAAGAGAAAUCCACAUUAGUUGUACAUUAAAUUUUAUUUACUUUUACAAGAUUGAAAAUUGUCAUCCCUAUAAAUGAGUGUAAUGUUGGCAUUAAAUGAGGAGAAAGGGCAGUAAUCAGGAUGCCCUACUUGUGCAUUAUUUAUAAGUUUAACAAAAAAAUCAGAAGAUUUGAGCUAAUCUACUGACCCGUGUCUCCAACAAAAGCCCUAAAACCUUUAGAGUUUUGUAGAAAUCUGUUAUUAAAAGAAGUUAGGACUCUCAGAGGAUCCACUUGCUCAGUGGCCAAUAAGGAAAUAUUUGUAGUCAAGAGCAGAGUAGCCUAUUGGCACCAUUCUGACAUAUUCAGCCAGUAUCUGUCACUGGGAAAUCAUAUUGAUUCCAGGUUAAUAAUACAUUUAUAGACCUGCCAAAACUUCUGCUCAGAUUUCAAAAUCCUAUGUGGCAGCUUAAUGCCUCAAUGUCUGUGUUGGACAGAAACAACACUGUUACUCAGGAAACGUCUAUUGCAUUCCAGCCAGUGUAAUUACAGAGCCAGACGUUUCCCAACAGCUUGAAGGUAAACCUACCAAAAAAAAAAAAAAACACUCAGGAGAGUUAUCUGCAUGCCAGCAGUUGAUAGGACGAUCUGUUGUCCCGCUGAAACACACCAGUUUGCUGCUUGAUGAAGUGAACCUACACUGACGGGCCCUACUGAUCCAUCCCACCUCUUUUUUUCCCUUUUAAACUAAUGAAGAGUUGGAUAUUCAGAGGGGGGUCCUGAAAAACAUUCCUGAAGUUUAAUGUUUGGCUGUUCCACACGAGGUCCUGCAGCAGAGCCAACUACAAUACCAUUCUUUAAAGCAAGUGUCACUCCCAUACAUGCAGGAUUACUGACAUGUGAUCUACGGUUUAUUGCUGAUGAAAACUUUUAAGAUGAUACCAUUACUUUUACGUAAUCACACCUCAAGGGAUAACUUUGCUAUCCCUGAUGUGGUGUUGAAGACAUCUGGUCAUUAUACCUAAAAUCAGCCUGGCAACCACCCUGGGAAACUUCCUGGAGCUUUAGUCACAAGAGAGUGCCUUUUGAAUGUAGACCUGAUGACAAUUAAGACACUGUGAUUACUCUGGUAAUGCAAAGCAGUAAUCUUUUCAGUGUUUACCAGGGACAUACUGGUGAGGGGGGCCCUCCUCCCCUGAAAAUGCAAACCCACAUUUUCCUUGCAGAGUGUAGCCCACAAAGGAUGUGGACCAUUAUGGCAAACCAAACAUAGUUCAGAUGGGUAUUAAAUUACCAAAGAGAAAAUAGACUGUGCUCGCAAUUCUAUUUUGAAUGCACUUAUCUUGAGAUAAAGUGAACAAAUACUUGAAUUUGGAUGUUAAUGGAUGUUAAUUAUGGAGGACUCCAAAGUUUGUGUGAGGCUCUUUAUGUACCUUUUCAGCCUUUUCACUGACUGUAAGGACAGCUUCAUAACUGAACAAUGACUGAAGAACAGUCAGAAGUUUUCAUCAGUCAUGGAUACCCCUGCUUGGAUUUUUUUUUUUUUUGUUUGUUUUGCUUAAGUCAUUUGCUACAGUUCUCCAGAUGCCAUCUAUCUUUUCUCCCAUGGCACUCAGCAGCGUCUGGAUCAAAAAGUGGCCAAUGGCAUGUCAGGCUAUUUGUCAGUUGUUGAGCACCAUCUGGAGAGGCCAACUGCUGAUCUCAGCUGAAAUUGCUAAGAAGUGAUGUAGUCAGAGUAACGUGCUUGUUUUUCUUGCUCGUCUUUGAAGUGUAAUGAGAGUAUGUUUUUUUUGUUACCUCUAUGAUGAAAUUAAAGUCGACCAGCCUUAGCUUGGUGUGAGCCUGUUAGCAUAGCCUUGUAGUUAGUCAAAGUAUUGAAUCACGAAAUCCAAUGCAAUCCCACAGUUUUGCCCAAAGAAAAUACUAAAUAUUACUUACCUGUUGCUAUCAAUGUGAAGUCAGCUGUUUUUAUUUGCAUAUCUAUGAUUGGUAUACAUGCUGAGCUGCAUGAAAUGAUGUGCUAAGGAAUCCUGUUCUAGCUGCCAUUAUAUGCUGCUGAAUGCUAUUAGCCACUUUUCGGUCUGGUCUCUCUUAGACAUCAAAAUCAACAAGACAGAAAGUUGUUGUUGUUAGGUCAAAACUGGACUAUUACUCAUUAUCUGGCAGCAUCAAGGUUCAUCAUCUUGGAUUAGCAGCAUCUGAAACAGUUUUAAUUGCUAGUUUAAAUAACUUGAACUGAUUAUUGUGUGUUUAUAUCCACUUUUUGCUGUCUGAGCCUAUCAUGAAGAAAAUGGUGUGGGAAAUGUGUCACUUUGGUUUGUCCAAUUUGUCAGUCUUACUCUUUGCAUUUUUUAACCUGAAUUUACAGCUCCUGUAAGGAACUUUAAGAGAAAGGGCUGUUUAUUCAGUUGCUUGGCUGGCACCUACCCCCCUUACACCAGUUUCAAGCAUUUAAAUGAUAAUAAAACGGUGGCCAGUUGCCCUUGUUUUUGUUGGAUUUUUUUAAAGGUAUUUCUAUGAAUUUCAAUCUAUUCACAAACAUCCAAAAAACUUCUCACAGGAGCUUUAACACACAUCACAAAACUUUUGAGAUGUUGUCUUUUGACGCUGGCUGGCAGGAUAAAGGGAUUCUUUUCUAUUUCAAUUCCAGUGGUAAAUUUCCUCAAGUGGUUUCCCAAUCAGGAGGGCAGACUAAACCCUUUAUCAUGAGACUUUUGCUAUGGAAACUAAGCUUUCCCCGUGUAACUGAGACUGGCAACAAUGAAAAAAAAAUCUCUGGAUAAGCAGUGGAGAAAGGAUCCCUCUGCCAGGCUGGUCGGAUACAUCUUUAUGCAAAGCUAAACAAACAAUCUGCUGAUUUUUAAGCUUCAAAGAAAUUGUGCAAUAUGGAAGUAGUGUUGACCUUUUCAACACCUCAGCAAAAAAGAAAAACAGUCAAGUUUUCAGCAAGAGCAAAUGUCAACUUCCAUGAAUAUUGAAAGUCACUGAAAGAAAAGAGGAAUGGUCCAACAAACUGUCUUUACAUGUCCUGCUCUGGGGCUAGUUUUUGUUCUCACUAACUUGAGACUCCUCUCCUCAAACCUAAAACAGAUCAGUGUAGAGUUUCAAAGUGCCGCUGUUGCGACUGCCAUGAAACACCAAGUCCGGAACACACAUGUGCAAGCCAAAACUGAAAAGUUCUCAUUGCAGCCGUCAGUGGAUGUUUACUUAAUGUUAAAAAAUCCCCAACAUCACUUUCUCAGACCAAAAUAGUCUUUCUAAUGACUCACUGGUAUCAGCUCCCAGGACAAGACACACUUAAGUCCUGCACAGACAGACAAUGUUGUCUUUGGGUUGUGUGUUAGCCAUAAAGCUUCAGCCUGUAUCUCCACUGUGGUCGAUUUUUCUUUCCGUCAAAAGAAAACCAAAUACCAAACCUUAAAGAUGGCAAAUUCUGUUUAGUUUUGUUUCCAGCAUUGUAGAGUCCAUUUCCUCUGAAUCAACAAUCUAUGACCUCCUGGUCACUGUGCUUACACUUGACCUUUGACCUCAUCAGCUGAAGCAAAACAUCAGCUUUCUCAACAGAACACAAACCCAGCCAAAAGCACUCAUUCACAUACACACACACAGUCUCUAAUAGGGACAACUAGACUUUUGAUGUCCCUGGAGGGGUAUGAGAUGAAAUCCAGAUGUAUGAAAACAUACUGCUUCAAGACUUCCUCCCUCACACACUUCAAAUCAUUUGGAGAAGAUAUAAAACAUGCACACGAAAUCUCUUUGGCUUGUAAUUUGCUGGCCUGAUUCAUCCACAUAAUGCUCGAGUUUGCAUAAAAAUAGAAUGAGGAUUUGUUAAGAGUUUGCAAAGACACUUUUCAGAUUUAUUGGAAAGGUCUAACCUCAUAUAACUUUAUGGGCUAAGGAGGUGAGUCUGGACUGGUCCAUUUGCUUUUUUAUUAAGUGGACACCUGUGCACAUUAAGAUAAGGUGUUACUUCCUUUUUGUACUUUUGUUGUGUGCACCUGCAUGCACUCCUCUUUAAUACGCUAGACUUUAUACCACUUGACACAAUAUUCUCAUUUUCUUCCAUGCAGGAUGGAUGAGAACUACAACAUUGUCCCUCAUGGUGUGAACUUCCAGGACCCCAUCUUUCCAGACACUGCAGAGAUCCACCGCAUGUUCGCCAGCCUUUUUCAGUUUUCCAACUGUACGCCUGGUACCCAGGUUCACAGCUACACACCAGAGUGGGAGGCUCAGGAGGACAGCAGGGUAUGUAGCUCAGAUCCAGCACCAUGAACUGGUUUGGCCUCUUAAGAAUUUUCUUUCUCACUCAUUCUGAUCCAAUAAAAACAUAUUCUACAUGGCCACACAAACAGUUCGCUCAAAAGAGUCGAGUGAGCUUCAGUUAACCCAAAGUAUUGUGGUGCGCAAUUAUUACAUCCUGUUGUUUUCAAAGGAAUCCUAUAAAGUGGCUGGAAAGUUAAAUACAUACUGAAUACAUGUGAAACCAAACACACAUUUGCUGCGGUUUUUGAAUACUCACAAUGAACUCAGUGUAAAAGGAAAUCUACUUUCAGCACAUACUUCAAGCUCCUUGGCAAACAUAAUGUUGUUGAAAAGAUAUUUGGGUACAAAAACAGAUGAGAAGAACUCUUGUGCUGAAGUCAAAAGUGGACAUGUGUCUUUGAUAGCACACAACACACUCAAUGAAGCUCAUGACGGAAGAAACAGUAACACAUGGAGACCAAAACAGCUUCAGGAUGUGAUUAAUGCUGAAGAAAGAUGAUGUCUUACAUCAGUGUUAGAGUGAAUUGUUAACUGCCUUUAUGUUCAUAGUCCAGAUGCAUCAAUGUCAUGUCCAUCAAACAGGGGAUACUGAAAGGAAGUUACAGAUAAACCACUAAAACAGAAUCAGGUUGAUAUAUUAUGAAAGUGAGUCAUAGCUUUUUCAAAUAGCUCCUGACUUACACUGAAUCAGGUUGCACCAUAGACUGUACUAUAGACAACUUGGUUCUGCCUUCUGCCAGUAUACGGAUUUGAAGCCGAAAAGCUCUUAGUAUUUCUGCGAUUUGUCUCCAUUUCCUGAAACCAACAUUGCACGGUAACGUUGUAUGCAUUCCGCGGGAGAGUCACCAGGAGUUGCUGUGAUGAAGCUUGGCUCAAAUGGUGUAUCCCCCAGGUGAGCUACGCAAUCUUCGUACGGAACUGCAGAGAAAAAAGAGGACUUGAGCACAAACAAUUCAGAUUUUGUAGUGUGUGCACUAAAACAAACACGAUAAAGAGAGAAGCUUGUUUUCUGACUGGCUAGUGUAAACAUCAUAUCUUUUACAAUUCUUUUGUUAGUAUGGACGCUACAGUCUACUAGUCAAGACAACCUUUAUGUUCACAUGUUGCAACCAUAGGCUGUAUAUAGAAUGGACACUGUCUGCCUCCUCUCUGGGUGAAGCCACUCUGAGAACAGCACCCUCUGGUGACGUGCUGCAGUGUAGGUCAUAAAUCCUACCUCCUCCAGCCAUCCUUAUGGAGCUAUGGACAAAGUUUAAAAAUUUAUUACACGGAAUAUACAUUUUUCUCAUACAUUUUUCUCCCCCCUGCUUGCGAUGUUGACAUGUAGUAAUUGUUAGACUGGUUUGUGUUGAAGUCCUCUUUUUUUCUGUGCAGUUCCAUUUUUAAAAGUUAUUCGGUUCAUGAUAAAGAUUGUGUAGCUCACCCGGGGAUACGCUGUUUGACCCGAGCAUCAUCACAGCGACUCUUGGCGACUCGCCCACUGAAUGUGUACAAUGCUACUGUGCAAUUUUGGUUUCAGGAAGUGGAGAAAAAAAUCCAUAUACUGGCGGAAGGCCGAACCAAGUUGUCCAUAGUAUAUAUACAGUCAAUGAUUGCAGCCAAACAAAGGUAUAACUUAAAAUACAACUUCAGUUUGGAAUUAACACCCUAACUUAAUACACAGCUUAUGCAUGGCUGGUGCAACAGGCCUCUUAAUCAUGAAGGCAGAGCCCUUUCUGCCUCUGUUUAACUCAAGCUAAUUUUACUCUUAGUUAUUCCAUAUGCCGUAAGUUUCCUGUAUCUGAUCUCAGUCUUUUGUCAGUACGAAGAUGGUUUCCAGUCACUCUCCCCUGCAUUUUCUCCUUUAAUGAAUCUAAACUUGUAGUGUAAUCCCUCUGAUUAAGGUCAGUCUUUAUCUGCCUGUUUCUGAUCAUUUGCUCAGUGCUCAUAAAAGCAAAAUCUGCAAAGAAAACAUGGUUUAUAUUUUGACUAAAGGAAAACAUUUGGGUGAGCGCCUGUGAUUAUAAUUACUGAGUGACAUUUAGGUAUCAGCUAUGUUUCUUACAUCAUUCUUGUGAUUAGAUUUCCUCCAAGAAAAAUAAAAACAGACUUUGUUCUUACUGGCAGGCAAAACCAUUGUUUUGACAACUGACCUAAACCCACAUCAGGACAGAUCACAUAUUAAAAUUCAAUGUCAAACAUAAUAAAGCAGGGGGCAUGAAGUCAUCGUGAGAAUAAGCGCUAAAUAUUAUCAGCAAUAAAACCUUAUUUUAACAAGGGGGACUUUCCCACAGUUUUACAGCCCCAUUGCUGUUAACUUUCAGAGGGUCAAAGAACUUUCCAGACUAAAAAGCAGAUAUAAAAGCACCGCCACUUCAUGCCUACAGGGUUUCAGCCUCAUGCUGUGUUUAACCAAAGAAAAAUUUGCAUUAAAAUCAGAAAUCCAACGAUAUCCAUUUCCUUUUACUAAUUAUUGCUUUUCUUUGGUCCUUAUUGCAAUAGAGUUUUGAAGACAUGAAGGUCCAUCAACUCCGGCCGAGUUUACAGAGGGCAAGAGGGCAGCCACAUGAGUGGUGCAGUCCUCCCUUGAAAUCUGACCCCAUCUACCCCAAGGGCCUCACCAAAAUCUCAAAUCAUGAUUGGCUAUUUGCCAUGUUUAAGCCAGAACUGAUUAUUGAAUCAGCCAUUUGGACAAUGCUACAACAGACUGUAGUUACUUAACCAUCAAAUAUUGCACAUUUACUUUUAAUUAAUUAAUUAAUUAUUUAAAGGUGGGUUUUAAUUAGGCCUAAUUAGUACAUUUGUAUUUUUUUCUCUUUUAAAAUUCAAAUUCGUUCUAGAACUUUGGAGGUGUCAUUGAUCUCACUGUUACACUUUGGAAUGAAGUGAUGUCAUAGAAGAUCUUUGCUGAAGAAAACAUAUGAAUAUAGUCAUUUCAGUCCAGCCACCAGAGCAAGACAGAGAGAGACACAGCAAACCAGAGUGUUCAUACGUACUGUUGGUAUCGAGAGAAGCGUGAAGAGAUCGCCAAAAUAGGCAUAAAUAAGAUGGGAAACAACAACAUCUCAUGUGGAGCUACAAAGCUUGAUGACCAGGAGGCUGCAGUCCUCUACGCUCAAAACAAGCCGUCAGAAAUGGAAGGAAAGGAAAGAGAGCAGGCAGUCAGACACAAAAAAAACGCUCCUACUCCGCUGAGAGAGAUGUUUAAAGAGCAAACUCAGCAGGAACAGCCUGCAGAGACUCAAGAACAGCCCAUUAUUGUACCCAAGGACUCACUGCUUACAGUGAUUGCUGGUCUGCAGCAGACCAAUGAUGGCAAAGCCAUGAGCAAGCUUGAUAUCUACCUUCGGGAGACCAAACAGGCUCUAAUUCAGAUCCCAGAGCUUGAGUUUCAAAGGCUUGCAGGUAAAGGGGAGCAGGUGUCAAAACUUGAGAAGGAAAAGGUCGGCUGGCUUGCAGAGAUAAAGUUGUUAAACGAACAGCUGAAAACACAGGAAGCCAAGGCAGAAUCUGAAAAGGCUCUUCUACUUGUUGAAGAGUCAACUAAGCAGGACAAGCUGGAGGCUCUAUCCCAGGCUGUCUUGGACCUACAGAACAAGACAUGCUCAUGGGCAAAGGAGAAGUCUCUUCUCCUUGAAGAGAUCACCAAACUCAAAGCUGAACUCAGGCAAGCGCAUUUGGAAAUGGAGAUCCAGAGUGGUCUGUUGGCUGAGAAUAGGUCCCAUCUCCCAGAUGAGGUGAUAACAGAGAUCAGUACCGUUGUGGCGGCACUGAACGAGGCUUAAGAAGAACCUGGAAUCAAUAACAACUAGGUGGAGGAGGAAGGGUCCCAUCCUGUUUCCGAGCAAGAGGAAAACAUGAAGUUGAAGGCUGCCCUGCACCAAGUCCAAGAGGACCUGGAGAAGCAAAGGCAGCAGUGGGAAGAGGAAAGGCAGCAGUGGGAAGAGGAAAGGCUUUUUCUCCGGGAAGAGCACAAAGAGACAACCAGCGGGCUGCAGGCUGCUUUGCGCCAAGCCCAAGAAGCACAAUUAAAUUUAAUUUUUUAUAUUGUUAUAUAUAUAUCGAUAUCGACUGAUAUGAAAAAAUAUAUAUCGUGAUAAACUUUUCCCCAUAUCGCCCAGCCCUACCCCUAACCCUAAGCAGGGAGUGUUGUCUGAUGAAGUGAACGAAACCACAUCAUCUGCAAGAGGAGUGAUUGUGAGCAUGCUAAAGUGAUAAUAUAUACGAAUCAUCGGGCCAUAGAGACACCUCUGGAUAGAGGGACUGAUACCUAUUUGCCCACAUGUUUAAAUGUCAGCUUUAUAAAAAGCACAAAAUUGUAUCAUUGAACUUACCAUUUGACAUGAAUUUGACUCAGAGGCAGGUUUUUAUUUUAUGUCUAUCUCAGACUCAGCUCCAGACUCUUCAGGGAAUUAUUUGUCAAAGCUCCAUUUUAGUCAUUAUGUGUUUGAGGAGGUCAUGUAUGAAUGAACAGAGAUGUGCCAUGUCAAAGUCUCAGCUUUACAUAACUCGAUCAUUCUGCCAGUGAACUUUACCCCCUGCAUUAUGAAGUUUCAUUCCCCUCUAAAAUCCCUUAUGGGACAUACGUUAGAGCGCAUGGGAAAAAUCCACAGCUAAUAUUUCACAGAGUAAUGUACUAACCAGUGUUGUGGGCCUGCAGCCAGUCUCACAUUUUUAACAUUUCCUUGAAACCCUCAGUGGUUUUUAUCUGAUGGCAGGGUAUAUCCAUCAGUGUUUCACACCGGUCCAUGUGGAAGCAUUGGGAUCUGUGAAGGAAAUCCACACUUGGGCGGACAGGCAUGUUGUCAGAGACAGCUGGAGCUCAUUUUUUUUAACCUCAGGAAAGGUCUGGGGUCUUUGGGUUGACUGUCCCAGGUUUGCAGGCAUGUUGGGUUUCAUGUCAUAGUGGUAUCUCACAGAAAACAUGUUGAGUGACCCUUUUCUUUACCUCAGAUUCAUCAGCUACCUGCAGCCACAGCAUGUUAUCUUUAGCUUAUAUGAAUUGGCCGGUGCAAAAACUGAUUGGCAUGUGGUGCAUCAUAACUCUUAAAAGUCUUUGGGUAAAUUUCCACAAGCUAUUCCACUGUAAGUAAGGUAUAAUCGCAAAAAUUCUUUGAUUGAUUUCUUUCCAUUUUGCUUUCCCUUUUCUUCCCUUUUGGGCUGCACACAGCCAGAAACCCUUUUCUUUAACUCAUACACAAACAGUGGAAUAUGCUAGGUCUAGGAGACUUAUGAGCUGCUGGCAUGGCCAAAGAGCACGCCAGAAUUUCCUCUCAUUUGACUUAUCCAAAGGUAAUCUAGGAUCUAAAACAGCAGAUCUGUCUGGAGCUACGUCAUACUGUAACUUGUUUAAAAGUCAGAUUUGAUUUUUGUGGCUUUUUCAUGCCUUUGUUUUUGAGAAUAGGACAUUGGAUAAUAGAUAAUGAGUAAAUAGAGCAAGGAGUAAGAUGCAGAAAGGCUGCAGGCUGGAAUCAAACUCAGGCCACCUGUGUGAGGCAUAACCUGUGUUUGGGCUGCUAGGUCAGCAGCACCCCAUCUUUAAUAUUUUUAAUGUCUUCAAAAUGAGCCUUUGUAGACCUUAUGCUGCGUUCGAGUUACCUCAGAAGUCAGAUGUCCGAGCUGGGAAUGACGAUGAAGUAACCAGCCCAGAGUCGGAAAAAUGCAAAAGCGGAAGCGGAAAGAACAUGGCUACAUCUACUAAAGUUAUUUUAGCGCUUGCCUUGUCCUUGCUUAUUUUCGGACAAUGCAAGCGCUAAAAUAACUUCCGUAGAUGUAGCCAUCUUGUUUCUGCCUCUGAUUUUGCUUUUUUCCGACUUGGUAACUGAAACGUUGGUAACUCGGGUGUGACGUCAUUCCCAGCUCAAACUUCUGACUUCCGAGGUAACUGGAACACAACAUUAUUCCAAUUUGGUUUCAUUGCAACAGUAGUGUAAGAUAAAAUCCUGUUGAAACAUUUUUAUCUGUAUCUUGAUGCAUUCAAUAUGUCACAGCCAAUCAUGUUUGUACAAAAAUGCAUUUAAUUUAAUCUUCUUAGUGUUUUACCUUGUUAAAACUAAAAUGAACCUGGAUACUUUCCUCCUUUUUCCACAGCUGCUGUGCUCUGCAGUGCAGAAGGCUCUCUUUGAGGAAGAGGAGAGGGUCAGGACACUUUCCCAACAGGUUCGUUCCUUGGAAAAAGCCAAUGACCACCUGAGGGAAAAGGUGAAGACCAUGAAACGUCUGCUACGCCAGGCCCAGCGAGAAACAACCAAGGAGCAAAAUACCAUUGGCCUCAAACAGCUCUUUGAAUCAAAGGGGCCUCAAACUCACCACGAUCAGGAAACUACUCAGGACAGGAAGAAGGCACCCCUGAAAAAAGUCCUCUCAAGGAAUCUAAAAAACUAGACUUUUUCUUUUAACUUGCACGUUAACCAAAUUUUUGUCCACAUGAGGCAUCAACAACAGAGAAAACAGUCAGGAUUAGACAUGAGAAAGGAGGAAGAGACAGAGAGCAGCAGCAAUAAAUCGGAAUCAGAGUCCUCUUAUUUGACCAGUGCACACAUGCACUAUUAACUCUAAAGAAGAUCCACAUUUAACAGCAAAAAAUCACAUUCAAGUUAAUUAUUGAACAACAAAAUGCUUAAAUGUGUCUCUGCAGAGGUUGCGAUUUCAGUUCACCCUUCUCACAACAGCACACUGAGCAGGUACACAAGUUGUGCGAGAACAACUGCUGAUUGAACACUAACUGAUCUCAGAUGCUGUCUUUAUUUGGUGGUGAAAAACUUAAAUUAACCAGAUGUAUUCAAAUUCCCUUCAGGCAUUCCUGAGAUAUUGUGUCAGAAGAGUAGAAUCAAGUUUUCCUCUGGUAUGAUCAUCAGGUCAUUGUAGUAUACUGUCCUAAGUGUGUAAAUUCUUCGAUAUGGCCAAAGAGAUAUUGGCUUUGGUCUUUAACCUUUGACCUUCAAAUUGUAAUCAGUGCAUCAUUUACCCUUUUUUACAUUGAGAGUCUUCCUCUGUGCUGUAACGAAGCUUGACAUUGAACCACACAGCAGUAUAUUCCCUCUGUGUGUGUGUGCGUGUGUGUGUGUGCGCGCGCUUGUACACUGCAGUGCAGAAUCCCGAGAGGCCAAACUGUAAACACACAGCGUAAGUUUCUCAUACACUCACCCUCAGGCACCAGGGGCGUGUCAAGAGGAGGGGCAGGGGUGGCAUGGGUCUACCUUGAAAUCUAACUGGACACCUCAAAAUCCUGGCCUGUCAGCGAUUGGCUGUUUGUCAUGUGAGGGCCGACAUUUUGUUGGUCCAACAAAAGAUGAUUGUGCACUGAUAAAAUUGACCUGUGCCACUGAGAUAGUGAGCGAGAAAGAGACUAUUCAUGCCCCUUUACAUUCAAAUCCCUGUACUCUGUAUGUGUGUGCGUGUGUUUGUGUGAGUGUAUUGUGAGAGGAGGGCUUUCCCUUGACCUAUUUGGCAUCCCCAGAUGAACCUAAGGGAGGGAUUAGCUGCCUUUAGUCUCAAGAGAUUCAAAGUUUCACAAGAGAAAGAGAUCUGCAUCUAAAGCUCCUUUUCAUUCAAUGUGAUCAGCCUCUCUGAAUAACUGUCCCUGUCCCCUGUCUCAGCCCCCAUGUUUACCUUUUACUGUUAGUUGAAAAUAUCCUCCAAGCAAUCAACUUUAAACAGAGCUCACAGUUUCACAGUAUGUGGACAAUGUUAAAGCAGAUCUUAUGUUUCGUCUGUGCUGGACACACUAUGCAUUCUAUGAAUAUUUGCAACAUUUCUUACUUCUGAAGAGCUAUCUUUGAAAUGCCACCGAUCAACCAGUUUGUCAAGAGUUCACAGCAGGAAAGGGGGGAAUAAAGAGGUUUUUAAAGAAACAGUGAGCAGCUAAUAAUGAAAAUGAGUGUUAAAGUGAGAGCAAGAGAGGUGAAAAUUAAGAUUUUGUGUGUGGCACAACAACAUGCUCAGACACAGUUUACAGUGUUUGUUCUUUUUUUUACAUCAUAUUAUAUUUUUCUAUCUUUACCUGCUUUUUAAUGAACUGUUCAGCUAUUUAUAUACAAGAUUUGUCAGCUGUUUUGAAAAUAUGCAUAGUUACUCCUUUAUUCAAGUCUAUUCAUACAAACUGGGAGUGAAGAAAGUGAAAAAAGUUGUAUUUAACAAGGGGUGCUGAGCACCCAGUAUUGGCUUUGUAUCAGAAAUGAAAAACCAAAGUUUACUUUUGUCAAACUUUUGGUAUUUUUUGUUGUUGUUGUCAUUAUCCAGCUUUCUUUAAACCAUUAUCAUUUGGUUUGCUUUUCCAAUAGAG
This is a messenger RNA of Xyrichtys novacula (pearly razorfish), 15041 nucleotides long. The record is from the annotation of a GenBank genome assembly. Lineage: Eukaryota; Metazoa; Chordata; Actinopteri; Labriformes; Labridae.